Messenger RNA from Mandrillus leucophaeus (drill), 1649 nucleotides. RefSeq names its product polynucleotide kinase 3'-phosphatase (gene PNKP). Gene Ontology annotation, molecular function: protein binding; double-stranded DNA binding; ATP-dependent polydeoxyribonucleotide 5'-hydroxyl-kinase activity. Gene Ontology annotation, cellular component: nucleus. Lineage: Eukaryota; Metazoa; Chordata; Mammalia; Primates; Cercopithecidae. The transcript has 16 exons. Gene Ontology annotation, biological process: DNA repair. The record is from RefSeq and is a predicted model, not a curated record. Bases 128 to 1606 code for a protein of 492 amino acids.
CGAGUCAUUUCCGUCCGCCGAGGAACUGAGCGCCGCCGGCCGUGUUGCAAGCGGGGCGCCUCGGGCAGGACCUUCCUGGUCGGAAGUGGCCGUGAGCCAGAGCAGCGGUCCCGGGCUGGCACCCAGGAUGGGCGAGGUGGAGGCCCCGGGCCGCUUGUGGCUCGAGAGCCCCCCUGGGGGAGCGCCUCCCAUCUUCCUGCCCUCGGACGGGCAAGCCCUGGUCCUGGGCAGGGGACCCCUGACCCAGGUCACGGACCGGAAGUGCUCCAGGACUCAAGUGGAACUGGUCGCAGAUCCUGAGACCCGGACAGUGGCAGUGAAACAGCUGGGAGUUAACCCCUCAACUGCCGGGACCCAGGAGUUGAAGCCGGGGUUGGAGGGCUCUCUGGGGGUGGGGGACACACUGUAUUUGGUCAAUGGCCUCCACCCACUGACCCUGCGCUGGGAAGAGAUCCGCACACCAGAAUCCCAGCCAGAUACUCCACCUGGCACCCCUCCGGUGUCCCAAGACGAGAAGAGAGAUGCUGAGCCUCCCAAGAAGCGUAUGCGGAAGUCAAACCCCGGCUGGGAGAACUUGGAGAAGCUGCUAGUGUUCACCGCAGCUGGGGUGAAACCCCAGGGCAAGGUGGCUGGCUUUGAUCUGGACGGGACCCUCAUCACCACACGCUCUGGGAAGGUCUUUCCCACUGGCCCCAGUGACUGGAGGAUCUUGUACCCAGAGAUUCCGUGUAAGCUCCGGGAGCUGGAAGCCGAGGGCUACAAGCUGGUGAUCUUCACCAACCAGAUGAGCAUCGGGCGCGGGAAGCUGCCAGCCGAAGAGUUCAAGGCCAAGGUGGAGGCUGUGGUGGAGAAGCUGGGGGUCCCCUUCCAGGUGUUGGUGGCCACGCACGCAGGCUUGUACCGGAAGCCAGUGACAGGCAUGUGGGACCAUCUGCAGGAGCAGGCCAACGAGGGCGCGCCCAUCUCCAUCCGGGACAGCAUCUUUGUGGGAGACGCAGCCGGACGCCCGGCCAACUGGGCCCCAGGCCGGAAGAAGAAAGACUUCUCCUGCGCAGAUCGCCUGUUUGCCCUCAACCUUGGCCUGCCCUUCGCCACGCCUGAGGAGUUCUUCCUGAAGUGGCCAGCAGCCGGCUUUGAGCUCCCAGCCUUUGACCCGAGGACUCUCUCCCGCUCAGGACCUCUCUGCCUCCCCGAGUCCAGGGCCCUCCUGAGCUCUAGCCCGGAGGUGGUUGUCGCCGUGGGAUUCCCUGGGGCCGGGAAGUCCACCUUUCUCAAGAAGCACCUCGUGUCGGCCGGAUACGUCCAUGUGAACAGGGACACGCUAGGCUCCUGGCAGCGCUGUGUGACCGCGUGUGAGACAGCCCUGAAGCAAGGGAAACGGGUCGCCAUCGACAACACACUUUCGCCCCUUCUGAUAUCCCUCCAGUUUCGAGAGAUGACGGACUCCUCUCAUGUCCCCGUAUCAGACAUGGUCAUGUAUGGCUACAGGAAGCAGUUCGAGGCCCCGACGCUGGCCGAAGGCUUCUCUGCCAUCCUGGAGAUCCCGUUCCGGCUGUGCCUGGAGCCGAGGCUGGAGCGGCUGUACUGCCAGUUCUCCGAGGGCUGACCCCGCCCAGCUCCCCUCCACAAUAAAUGUUGUUUCUCCUUGA